CGCGUGUUUCACACGUACACCCAAUGAGCUACCGAUCACUGAGCUAUAAUAUCGAAAAAUAUUUCUCAGUAUAGAGCGAGCAGCGGAGCAAAUAAGUUCAAAUUUUAUUAACUUGAUGAGUUGUUGCGGUAUAAAGUUCGAUUCCAAUUGAAUAAACAAAAUGGAUAAUGAAAUGAUAUUAGACUUCAGUGAUUAUAGCAAGGCAUAUGCGCGCAUUACUGAUAAGUGGAAACGUCUCAACACACGAGACCUUAAUAAUCUAAAUCGAAAACAUAUGAACAAAGCAAUAAAAGCAUUUAAGCAGAAUUGGAAGCCCACUAAGGAUACGACAAUGUCUUUAUUGGAUCUGAAUGAUGCUUGUUUACAAAAAAUUGUGAAAUACGCCAAGAACUUUGAGAAAUUCGCAACAAGUAACAAAGAAAUUGAACAUUGGAGCUUGACUUGCACAACACUCAAGGAGUUUUAUAAUAUGGAGUUACAAAAGAUAAGUACUGUUAUGAAGACCAAAGUCUUAAAAUUAAAUGAUGAUAAAAAGAUGCUAGAUGAAAUAAUUCAGCGUAAUCUUGAUAUUGUUGAAGUGCGUGGCGAUGAUUUGAUCGACUCAGACCUUAGUGUACUUGAUUUUUUUCCGGGUAUAAAACGUUUGACGUUACGAAACUCUCGGCUCACAGGAAAACAUAUAAACGAGCUCACCGACUUGGAGGAACUAGAAUUAAACGAAAUCGACGGUUUUAUACCGAAAAAUCUGAGUCUAAUUUUUAAAAACAAUGAACUACGCAUUUUGAAAUUGAUGUAUGUACCAGGAUCGUUCACAGAACAUUUCGCCUAUGAAAUCAGUCAAAAUUUAAUGAAACAAGAAGGAAAAGAUAUGCAACAACUGGAGGAAUUGGCUAUAAGUUUGGAUGGCAUAGACGGUUGGCAAGCGCUCGGUCCUUUGUGUUAUUUAAAGAAAUUAGAAAUGCAUACAGGCAAUAUGCGAUUUCAAAACUGUCGAUAUUUUUUCAACGAAUUAAGUAAAAACAUAAACUUGCAGGAAUUGAAAAUCGUAAAUCCCACUAACAGAUUGACUACAGAUGAUUUAGAAAUUAUAACGAUGCUGAGAUAUUUAAAAUAUUUAACUAUUAACAUGAAAUUUGCAAAUUACUUCCAACCGUUUAGUAAAUUUUCAUAUUUAGUGGAAUUACAUCUACCUAAAGUGAACAUCUGUUUUAAACAUAUCAUAGAAAUGCUCUCUGAUUGCUGGCGACUAACCGUAUUUGAAUGCUAUAAGAUCGUUGAAUUUAGAGGCGAACAAUUUUUUGCCGCCGUCGAUUUAGUAAAAGCUCAAAAUCGAGAUAAAUUACCAGUAAGAGUGCUAGUAACAGAUGAUAGAACAUUAAAGACCAAAGUGAGAAAACAUACUGAUGUUAUAGUUUUUGAACGCUCUCACUAUUUUGACGAUGUAUAAAAAGUUAAAACGAUAGCAAAAAU
This is a messenger RNA of Zeugodacus cucurbitae (melon fly), 1470 nucleotides long. RefSeq lists its product as uncharacterized. The coding region runs from base 161 to 1447 and encodes 428 amino acids. The transcript has 5 exons. The record is from RefSeq and is a predicted model, not a curated record. Lineage: Eukaryota; Metazoa; Arthropoda; Insecta; Diptera; Tephritidae.